This is a messenger RNA of Engraulis encrasicolus (European anchovy), 1745 nucleotides long. Its product is annotated as ras-related protein Rab-35. The coding region runs from base 687 to 1316 and encodes 209 amino acids. Gene Ontology annotation, molecular function: GTP binding; GTPase activity. NCBI's taxonomy places the organism in Eukaryota, Metazoa, Chordata, Actinopteri, Clupeiformes, Engraulidae. The record is from RefSeq and is a predicted model, not a curated record. Gene Ontology annotation, cellular component: endosome membrane; plasma membrane. The transcript has 6 exons. Gene Ontology annotation, biological process: endocytic recycling.
GUUUGCCCUGCCAGAGAGAGAUGCCGAGAUGAGAUGUGGUUUAUGAGAUAAAAAAAGGUAUAAUACUGGCACUAUUGUUUACAGACAAGGCCCAUCAGAUGAGCACACCGGAGCAGUAUAGGUGAAUACUACACAGAAGGUCUUAAAUGAUGCCCACCAUUUGGUGACCUCAGCUCAUUUCAUUUUUCAUACCUGACUCAGCUGCUGUCCCAAGAAUCGUGGGUCUGUGCUGGUGGAGAGAUAGCACCCGGAUACUUCAGCUGAAAACAGUUCAGGAUAACCAGUUCUGAGGAAUACUUCAAGUUGAUGCAAGCUGGAACAUGCCGGCAUAAUUUUGGAUUCUUGUACUAAUGUGGGAGAGAACUGUGUCUCAGAACCUCAUUGUUACCUGCAUACUUGUUGGAGAUGCUAUCUGAAUUGACUUAACCAGGAAACGACAAUAACAAAAAGUGACACAGCUGUCGGCUCAGUGUUCCCUGGAUGGAAGCUUAUACUGGAAUAUCUUAACAGGCAAUGAUGCAAUGCGAUGUUCCGGGUCUGGCAGACAUGAGAUCUGAUGGAUCUGCAUGUCCAUCACAUUGAGGUCAAAGGGGGAAAGGACACAAGGUCAAGGGGAACUUGGCAGGGUUGCUAAGUAACACUGUUGGAAGGGCAGGGAAGGACAGCAGCAGCCUCAGCUGUGCACUAUGGCUGGGAAAGACUAUCACCAUCUCUUCAAACUGCUCAUCAUUGGAGACUCCAAUGUGGGGAAGAGCAGCCUGCUUCUGCGGUUUGCUGACAACUCUUUCUCUGGCAGCUACAUUACUACGAUCGGAGUGGACUUUAAGAUCCGCACAGUGGACAUCGACGGGGAGCGAGUCAAGUUGCAGAUCUGGGAUACAGCUGGGCAGGAGCGAUUCCGGACCAUCACCUCCACGUAUUACAGAAACACUCAUGGCGUCAUUAUCGUGUAUGACGUCACGAAUCCAGAGUCAUUUGUGAAUGUCAAGAGAUGGCUGAACGAGAUCUCGCAAAACUGCGACAACGUUUGUAAGAUCAUGGUUGGGAACAAGAAUGACGACCCGUCCAAGAAGCAGGUGGAGACAGCAGACGCUCUGCGCUUUGGCGAGUCUGUGGGUGUCAGAGUGUUUGAAACUAGUGCCAAGGAGAACAUCAACGUGGAAGAGAUGUUCAUGGCGUUUACUCACAUGGUCCUGCGUGCCAAGAAGCAGAGCCAGAGUCGGGCGGAGAGAGAGAGGGAGCGAGAGAAGGACACGGUCAACAUCAACUCCCAUCGAGACAGGGAGAGGAGGAAGAGAGGGAAGAAAUGUUGCUGAGAGAAAGGAGGGAGGGAGAGAGGGAGGGGAUGGAAAGAUGUAUUACAGCAUCCCAUCUCCCACAGUAUGAACGACUGGAAACCCCCUUAAUAUUGCACUGACCGAGGGAGUGGAGGGGAUGAAACUACUGUUAAGUGCCGAAACGUCACUCCGGUGUUACUGUUUUUUUUCUUUUAAUGUCUUUUUAUGUCAGUCUGUCGUGUCUUAUUUUUUUAACUGAAAGGGAACCAUGACCCGUUGUCGCAUUGUAAUUAUUAAACUGUCUAAUCAGUGAGGUCUGCUAACAGGUGUUAAGUGUUCUGCUGUGAUCAUGACCUAGUGAAUUGUCAGUUUUAUUUUUUAAUGAAUAAAAAAAACAUUUUAAUCGCCUCCAGCGGUUGAAAUGAGAUGUCAAAGUAACGAUUUAGCAAUAAAUAAGUCCUAACGCGG